Trichomycterus rosablanca is the source of this 4482-nucleotide messenger RNA. It is a transcript of the gene rapgef4b, whose product is annotated as Rap guanine nucleotide exchange factor 4b. The transcript has 31 exons. NCBI's taxonomy places the organism in Eukaryota, Metazoa, Chordata, Actinopteri, Siluriformes, Trichomycteridae. The coding region runs from base 331 to 3246 and encodes 971 amino acids. The record is from RefSeq and is a predicted model, not a curated record. Gene Ontology annotation, cellular component: plasma membrane. Gene Ontology annotation, biological process: positive regulation of GTPase activity; Ras protein signal transduction. Gene Ontology annotation, molecular function: guanyl-nucleotide exchange factor activity.
AAAUCAUCAGUCGGUGGUUUUUUUUAGAACCCAAUACACAGCAUUAAUCACAAAUAUCCAGUUUCAAGCUGAAAAUAAUAAACAUAAUUUGAAGUGUAAUAUAUUAAAUAGCCUAACUCAUUAAUGGAAUGUUUUUGUUCCGACGCUGCUGUACUGAUGAUCCUGAGGAGGCCAUGACUACUGAAGGGACAGCCUCAGAGCAGCAGAUAAGCCUGAUAAGUCUGAUCCUGCUGGUGAACCGAGUAGGCAUGGAGAGGCCAGGACUACAGAGACAGGCCGACAGAACGCUCAGGGGAGGAUGUUGAUAUUAUUUUGCCCUGGCUUAAGGGAAUGAAGGCUUUUGAAAAGUUUCAUCUCAGCCUUCUGCAACAGAUUUGUAUGUGUGGUUUCUAUGAGUAUCUUGAGAAAGGAAUCACAUUGUAUCGGCAGGGAGAUAUUGGUACAAGCUGGUAUGCAGUUCUUUCCGGUUCACUUGAUGUGAAGGUCUCUGAGACAGCUAACCAUCAGGAUGCAGUAACUAUCUGCACAUUGAGAAUAGGAACAGCAUUUGGAGAGUCUGUCCUGGACAACACACCACGACAUGCUACGAUUGUCAGUCGAGAAAAUAGUGAACUCCUGCGCAUUGAACAGAGGGAGUUCAAGACCCUGUGGGAGAGAUACAGACAAUGCAUGGCAGGACUACUUGCUCCACCUUAUGGGGUGAUGGAGAGUGGAUUGAGCAAUGACAGAAUGCCAGACAAGGACAGCUUUUCAAAUGAUCAUUUAAAUUCUUUAUCAAAAAAUAAGGUUCCAUCAAAAAACAUUUUGAGAGCAGGAAAGGUCUUACGAAAUGCUAUUUUGGCUCAAGCUCCCCACAUGAUCAGAGACAGAAAAUACCAUCUAAAGACAUACAGGCAGUGUUGUGUAGGCACUGAGCUUGUUGAUUGGAAGCUACAGCAGAGUUUAUGUGUUCACAGUCGAGCCCAUGCUGUUGGUACGUGGCAGGCUUUGCUUGAGGAGGGGGUUCUUAACCAUGUGGACCAUGAACUUAACUUCCAAGACAAGUACCUGUUCUACCGUUUUCUUGACGAUGAAGAAGAGGAUGUGGUGUUGCCUAGUGAAGAUGAAAAACGAGAGGCAGAGGAAGAGCUGCAGGAAAUCCUCCUCUUUCUUUCUCAGAUUGGCACAGAUGCACAUAUGCGCAUGAUUCUCAGAAAAACGCCAGGGCAGAGGACACCUGAAGACCUGGAGAUUAUUUAUGAUGAGCUGCUGCAUAUCAAGGCCCUCACCCAUUUUUCCAACACCGUGAAGAGAGAGCUUGCUGGUGUACUUAUAUUUGAGUCACAUGCAAAAGCAGGCACUGUCUUGUUUAAUCAGGGUGAAGAAGGCACCUCCUGGUACAUCAUCCACAAGGGUUCUGUAAAUGUGGUUAUUUAUGGCAAGGGAGUGGUAUGUACACUGCAUGAGGGUGAUGACUUUGGUAAGUUAGCAUUAGUAAAUGAUGCUCCACGUGCUGCCUCCAUUGUACUUAGAGAGGACAACUGCCACUUCCUUCGAGUGGACAAGGAAGACUUCAACCGCAUUUUUAGAGAUAUUGAAGCAAACACAGUCCGUUUAAAAGAACACGAUAAGACAGUAUUGGUGCUUCAGAAGAGUCUUCGUCCCUCUGGUCAUGCAAUUGUUCCUGCACACUUCAAGUACACUGUAAUGGCGGGGACCCCAGAAAAGAUUCUAGAACAUUUGCUCGAGACAAUGCGGCUGGAUAUUCAUUUUUCUGAGCCAGAUCCAGCUCUGGAUGACUUUGUUCUCAUGCAUUGUGUCUUCAUGCCCAACAGUCAACUGUGCCCUGCCCUUUUGGCCCAAUAUCCUACCCAAAACCAUGUCAAUAUCAUUAGUAACAAAAUAUCUCAGGUAUCAGAGCAAGAGAGUCUGGAUUAUGUUUCAGCCAAUAAGCGGCGUGUCCUAAAUCUGACUUUGCGGUGGGCAACACUUCAGGCUGACUAUCUUUUAGAAGAUGACAUUGCACUCAGCUUUUUAGAGGAGCUGUAUGGGUUUGUGUCUAAUGAUACCAGGGUGUUAUGCCAAUUAUCAGAAUUACUACCAGAGUUUGAGAAAAUCAUCAGACAGUACCCUGAUGAUACCAGAACUUCUCAGAAAAAGCAUAAAAUUCUAGUGAGCCAGUACAGCCCUGGACAAGAAAGACUUGCAAGAAAACAACCAAUCAGAAGCUUUGACGACAUACUACUAAAAGUAUACUGCAGUGAUCAUACCUGUACCACCAUACGAGUUCCUGUCCUGGCCACAGGAAGAGAGGUCAUGGCAUCUGUUGCAGACAAACUUGGAUACACUGAAGAACUGCUUUUAAUUAGCCUUAGUUCCUCUGGAGAAAAGCAGAUUCUGAAGCCUAAUGAUGUGUCAGUGUUCCAGUCAUUCGAAGUGAAUGCAAGAUUGUUUGUCUGUAGGAGAGACCAACUUGACCCACUGACUCCUCUUCCAGAACAAGAAGGUCCUUCCACAAGUUCCAUGUCUACUUUUGAGCUCAUGAGUUCUAAAGACCUAGCUUUUCAGAUGACCAUGUAUGACUGGGAACUCUUCAGCUGUGUGCAUGAGAAUGAGUUGGUGUACCACACGUUUGGGCGACAGGCAUAUCGGCGCUCUACAGUCAACCUUGACCUGCUGAUGCAUCGCUUUAAUCAGGUGCAGCUGUGGGUAGUAACUGAGGUCAGCUUGUGUGGCACGCUUAGCAAGCGGGUGCAACUGCUUAAGAAGUUCAUAAAGAUUGCUGCCCACUGUAGAGAGUUUAGGAAUCUUAACUCUUUCUUUGCCAUCAUCAUGGGCAUGUGCAAUACAGCUGUCAGCCGACUAAGUCAGACAUGGGAGAAGCUGCCAAGUAAAUUUAAAAAGUUCUAUGCAGAGUUUGAGAGUUUACUAGAUGCAUCCCGAAACCAUCGUAUGUAUCGCCUUACUAUGGCUAAAAUGGAGCCACCAAUUAUUCCUUACAUGCCACUUCUCAUUAAAGACAUGAUGUUUGUUCAUGAGGGAAACAAGACCUUUGUUGAUGGAAUGGUCAACUUCGAAAAAAUGCAUUUAAUAGCUAAUACAAUCCGGACAGUGAGACACUGCAAGAGUCAACCCUUUAAUCCUGAGACAACUCCAGCCAGUAAAAAUCCGCAGGAGGUGCGCAACUAUGUGCGUCAGUUGUCUGUGAUUGAUAACCAGAAGACCCUUUCACAACUCUCCUUCAGACUGGAACCUAGACGGGCCUAGGAACCUUAACACCUAGUGAUCUCUGUUUUAAUUUAUAGUUUUCAUGUUUUUCUCUUUCUUUCUCACACACACACACACACACACACACACACACACACACACACACACACACACACACACACACACACACACACACACACAUCUAUAUCCAUAACAUACAAUACCUACAAAUAGAAAAAGUAUACUUUACAAACAGUUGCAUAAAUCUUUGAAAACUGUCUGUGGUAGCUUAGCGGUUAGGGUACUUGACAACUGAUCUGUACUUUGUGUCUAAUCUGUAUACUGUAUUGUAAUUAAGUAGUAUUGUGUGUUUCCAGGUUUUUUUGUUUAAUGUGUGCAUAAACAUAGGGGCAAGGGUAGUCACAUGAAUUAAUACUGCCAUCCAUUUUUUGUGUAACAUCAUUUGUUUUUUAGAUGGGAUGGUGACAAAGUAUGGCAGUAUGAUAUGUGGAAGCACCCCACAACAAACCUUCCACUGACAUACACACCUCAAAAAAAUUAGGGUCUAGCAUUUUGUUUUUGGCCCCUAAGUUGGCAAAGAACAGAUAGGUAGUCAAUUACCACUAUCUGCUGAUAUACUAACACCAUAAAGCCUUUGCUCAAAAAUGGGUAAAUCAUCAUGAGACCAUAUUGUAACAAAAACCACCUUCAACUGGAAAAUGAUAUGCUAGCUCUACAAUAUUUUAGCUGUCCUUAAACCUAUGCCAUUUUAAAUUGAGAUAUAGCUGCUUCAUUAAUUUCCAAAUUGCUUAUCUGACACCAGUUCUGAAGUGCAGUAACAUGCUUUGAUUAUUGCUCCUCAGCGUACUCAUCCUUUAUAUUUAGUAGACCCAAGUAAAGCUAUGUCAUCUGCAUAUUUAAUUAUGUAAAAACUGGGUUCCCAGAUUUGACUCUGGGAGACACAAUAAGGAUCAUAUUUUUUUUGUAAUUUGGCCCACAUGGUAAACUAAAUGCCCUGGUAUCAUUUUUCAAUAUUAAUGUAUUCAACUUUUAGAAUAAUUUUCAAAAGGCAAAUAAAAUGCAUUUUCAAGUCUUUAAAUUCUUCUUUUUAAAACUAAACAUUUAACUGAUUUAAAACAACAUUGUAUACACAUAUGUCAUGGGCUACAUCACUACUGUAAUUUUAAGGACUGUAUUGCUGAACUUGUACUUUUAGUCAGUUUGUGGCAUUCUUAUGAUUAAUAUGUAGCACUCAUGUUGUAUAUAGAACAUUGUAAAUAAACACAUAUUACAGAA